AUGAACUCGGAUUAUGAGUAUCGGUUGAACCCUCACAAUGUGUUAGCUCAAGGAUGGUUCUUGACCACCCCGUUGGUGAUCACUUCCAUCAAAGUGUUUUUGACCUUGGCUACGGGAUUCCUGAUCAUUCAAGUAUUCCGGUGGAAUCGAUUGGCCAAGGCCAAAAAUCCCUUUGCUCAAGAUGAUCGUCAUCAACGUCGACCCUAUCUCGUCGAUCAAAAGAAACGGGACCAGAUUAUCAAGCAGAGCUUUCAUCCCGAUCAGGUUCCCACGGAGUUGGAUGCCAUUGUGAUUGGAAGUGGAAUCGGAGGGUUGUCGACGGCCGCCAUUCUGGCUAAAGCUGGACGCAAAGUUCUAGUUCUGGAGCAACAUGAUCAGGCUGGAGGAUCAUGCCAUACUUACUUGGAGAAGGGAUACGAAUUUGAUGUGGGGAUUCAUUACAUAGGGAAUGUCGGGAAGCAGACAUUCUUCAAGACAUUGGUUGAUCAAGUCUCAGAAGGUCAAAUUGAGUGGGCUCCCCUGGAAGAUGCCUUUGAUGUCGUCUCCAUUGGUUAUGGGGAUAAUAAUCGGAAGUAUCCCGUGCUUUCGGGCAAGACGCAAUGGCAAAACAGUUUAAAGGAAGCCUUUCCCGGUGACUCCAAGGCCAUCGACCAGUUCUUCAAGCUCCUGCAAGAAGCCUCUGGUAGUUCCAUGGUUCUGGGUGCACUCAAAAUCUUACCAUUGUGGCUGGUGAAGAUCGUGAUAAGCACUGGAUUGAUCCAUUUGUUCACGACAAUGUGGAGAGGUCAAUUCAAAAAAUCCACUCAAGACAUCAUCCAGGGGUUGACCGACAAUCCAGAUCUUCAGACGAUCUUUUGCUACUGUUGGCCGGAUUACGGCACACGGCCAAGUUCCAGCCACUUUAUGAUGCAAGCAUUGUUGAACAAUCACUUUAUGAACGGAGCCCACUACCCGGUGGGUGGGGCCUCGGAAAUUGCAUUAAAUAUCAUCCCUGUGAUAGAGAGAACGGGUGGGAAAGUCUUGGUUCGAGCCCCGGUUCAGGAGAUUCUUUACAACGGAAGAAAAGCCAUGGGGGUCAAAGUGAAGAAAGGCAGUUAAACUUACCAGAUCGAAGCUCCCAUCGUGAUAUCCGCCGCCGGGGUGAUGAGUACAUUCCAGAGGCUGCUGCCCGAACCCGUUGCUCAGCAGUCUUAUUUCCACAAACUGAUCCGGUCGCAAACUAUCAAACCCGGUGUGGCGGCCAUGAGCGUCUUCUUGGGUCUGAAUGCGUCCAAUGAAGACCUAGGAUUGAAACGGGAAAACGUGUGGGCCUUUGCUUCCAAUGACUCCGAGAAAGAGUUCGUCAACUACCUCGAGUCCGAUCGAGAAGCCAUCAUGAGCAAAGACUUGCCCAUGAUAUUCAUCUCCUUUCCGAGUGCCAAGGACCCCCAAUGGAGCGUUCAUCCUGGACGUGAAAACAAAAGCACAUGUGCCAUUAUCUCGUUUGCAAAUUGGAGGUGGUACAAACAAUUCGAGCCCACGGCUCACAAGAAGCGCGGGGACCAAUACGAAGAGCUCAAGAGUGCGGUGGGCAAUAACAUGAUUGAGCAAGCUUGCCGUCUCUACCCUCAGAUCAAGCAUCACAUUGACUAUGUGGAGGUGGGUACUCCGGUAACGAACCAGUUUUACUUGGGAUGCUCCCAGGGGGAAAUCUAUGGCUUGGAUCACGAUCUGGCCAGACAAGAACCCAUGACCAACGCACUACUUCGACCGGAGACGGAUAUCCCAGGGCUGUACUUAUCCGGGCAAGACGUGAUGACCUGUGGAUUUGGAGGAGCUCUCUUUGGAGGUCUAUUGUGUGCCGGAUCCGUUUUGGGGCGAAAUUUGGUCAGUGAUCUGACUCGGCUUCACAAGGUCAUCAAGAAAACCGACCAGACUAAAGUGGAAUAAUGAGAUUGGUUUUUGACUCGUUUGUUCGCAUUUUUGGUACUUGCUCAUUGAGAAGAAACGGCAGAAAUGAUUUUUAUGUAAGGAGACAAACCAAUGUUGGAAUUUAUCGCGCAUUUCGUUAGACAUGCCGUUAUUGUCGUUACAGUUGUCGGCUUGAUGAUUGUUUGAAACACUCACGUUAAAACUUAAACUUUACUGCAUUUUUCCAUCCCCUAUUCAAUUCAAUUCCCAUGCCGACGCGAAACCUGCUCUAAACUCAACGAACGAAUAUGUUUCUGUUAAAACCCCAAUUCCCAUGCCGUCAAUGCUGCGUACUUUACAAAUUCAAAUCCACUUGAAAUGAAAGGAAAUGUCCCAAGUAUUCGUUGUCCCCACUUUUUGUUUCUCGACAGCAAUAUCUAAUGCCAAGAAUUCUUUCAUCUCGGAGGAUCAAGGUUUCAACGAAUCCAGCAGUUUCUAGUGUAAUGUGAAAACGCUCUUUCCUUCAGAAAUGCAUACAAAUUGACUUUG
This is a messenger RNA of Tigriopus californicus, 2439 nucleotides long. Its product is annotated as all-trans-retinol 13,14-reductase-like. The record is from RefSeq and is a predicted model, not a curated record. Lineage: Eukaryota; Metazoa; Arthropoda; Copepoda; Harpacticoida; Harpacticidae. Bases 1 to 1098 code for a protein of 365 amino acids. The transcript has a single exon.